AUGGAGCCCAAUUACACAGACUCCAGCAAGGAGACUGUACAAUGUGUCUCUCGUGUCCAUACUAUUGUGAAAAGCUCUCCAAAAUCAUUAUGGCAAUCGGUCAAAGCAUCCCCACGAAUUGUCGGGUACUGCCUCGCCUUGAGUUCCGCGAUUCUAAUGUAUGGCUAUGACCUUGUCAUUGUUGCAGCAGUGGCCGCAAUGCCACAAUUUCAGUAUGUGUCUUACACUGAGACAAUCGGAUUAUACGUGCUGACAACUGCCAGAAUGAAGUUCGGCCAAGAGUUCAACGGGAUUUACAUUAUCCCAUCCAUGUGGCUGUCACUAUGGAAUGUCUCAAGCUGCAUCGGGCUGAUGUUUGGAUCGAUUAUCGGUGGCUACUACCAGGAGCGACGUGGACGGCGUAUCACACUUGCAAUUGGCAGUUUCUUAUCCACUAUCGCGGUUGCCAUUUGUUAUAUUUCAGACCUUCCAGACGAAAUCGACAGCCGACGUGGGGUGUUCUUUGCUGGAAAGCUGUUCCAAGGAGCAUGUAUCGGUAUCAUGUUGGGUGUCUCGCAAACAUACAUGUCUGAGGUGUUACCUGUGGUGCUCCGUGGACCUAUCAUUGCAUUCUAUCCAAUCUUCACCCUCCUCGGGCAACUGAUCGGCUCGGCUGUAGUCUACACCUCGCUCAAGUACACGGGGGCUCAUUCCUAUCGAGUUUGCUUUGCGUCGCAAUGGCCAUUUUCGGCUGUUCCGCUCAUUUUAGCAGCUUUGUUACCCGAAAGUCCCACGUGGCUGUUGAGGAAGAAGCGACCACAAGAAGCUCUGAAAGCGCAAAAGAGACUUGACACAGCCCGGGUUGACUCGGACGCUGUCAUUGCCGCUGUCCAAACAUCGAUUCUGGCCGAGGAAGAAGAGACAGGAAACAGCAGCUACAUCGAGUGCUUCCGAGGAGUGAACACCAGGAGAACAAUGAUAGUCGCCUUUGCGCAGCUCAUUCCUCAAUUAUUCGGGCUGCAGCUGUUGGCCAAUAGCUCAUACUUCAUGCAGAUUGUUGGGAUGAACUCAUCCAACAGCUUGAUGAUAUUGAUGCUCGGUAUCGCACUUGGAUUGCUGGGAAACAUCGGCAGUUUAUGGACACUGAGUGCCUUUGGGCGAAGGGUCCUGACCCUUUCUUCUCUGGCCAUUGUUGCGGUGCUUUGGUUAGGCAUGGGAAUCGCAGGCAUCUUCCAAGGAACUGUCACUAUUUGGUAUUCAGCAAUCACACUGAUGCUUGUUGUCACGAUUUCCGGCCUGGGCUCAUGGCCAGCAUCCCAAGUCGUUUCCACCGAAGCCUCGUCUCUGAAGCUUCGGUCCCAAACACUCGCAAUCGGCUGGUUUACCGCUGGUGUUGGCACUGGGGUAUUCGCCAUAAUUCUUCCCUACAUCUAUAAUCCAGAUGAGGGAAACCUUUGUGCCAAGACGGGAUUCGUGAUGAUGGGCAUCGCGACGGUCGGCUUUGUUCUCACCUGGCUAAUUGUACCAGAGAUGAAAGAUCGAACGCCAAUGGAGAUAGAUCGGAUGUUUGCCCUGAGACUCCCGGCUCGGAGAUUCAAGAACUGGCAAAGUGACGUAGUCACUUCAACUGAAACUACCGACUCGGAUCGCGCGGGAUGA
Molecule: messenger RNA, 1638 nt
Organism: Penicillium brevicompactum
Lineage: Eukaryota; Fungi; Ascomycota; Eurotiomycetes; Eurotiales; Aspergillaceae
Exons: 2
Coding region: 1-1638 (545 amino acids)
Biological process (GO): transmembrane transport; carbohydrate transport
Cellular component (GO): membrane
Molecular function (GO): carbohydrate:proton symporter activity
Source: RefSeq, a predicted model, not a curated record